AUGUCACCUUCUACUCGGCGGCCAGUGCGCAUUGGCGGUGCGAGCGGCGGCUUCACCGACCGCGUUCGAGCCAUCAACUCUCUCGCCAGCAAUGAAGAUGUGGAUGUCAUAGUCGGCGACUGGCUCUCAGAAAUGACCAGGACAAUCCACGGCUCCGGCAAACAACGCACGAUCAAAGACCUAUCCACAAAAUCUCAGACCUUCAACGAGCUAUCUUUCGAACAGCAGCUGGAAACAGCAUAUUUCGCCGAAAACUUCAUGGACUGUUUCGAACCGGCUAUCGACAGUCUGGCCAAGAAUGGCGUCAAGUUAGCCGUCAACGCUGGAGCAUCCGAUACCGAGGUUUUGGCCAAACUUGUUCAACAGACGGUGAAAGCAAAGGGAUAUGAUCUUAAGGUUGCUUGGAUUUCUGGUGAUGAGCAGACUGAGAAUGUCCGGGAGCUGAUUUCUCGGGGUGAGACUUUUGAAUCGCUUAUGCAUGGACGCAAGAUUCAGGAUUGGGAGCAAGAGAUUGUGUGCGCGCAGUGUUACCUCGGAGGGCUUGGGAUCGCAGAGGCACUGAGAGCGGGAGCUGAUAUCGUCAUCGCUGGUCGUGUGGCCGACGCUGCUCCAACGAUUGGUGCUGCUGCUUGGUGGCAUGAAUGGUCUCGAGAUCAGCUGGAUGAGCUUGCCGGAAGUCUUGAUUUGCUGAAAACUGGCAAGCAUGUCAAUGUUGGCUUCCCGAUCGCUGCUGUUGACUACAGAGGAAACUGCACAAUCACAAAAGAGAAGAACACUGGCGGUUGUGUGACCGUCGACUCUGUUACCAGCCAGCUCCUUUACGAAAUACAAGGUCCCCUGUACUACAACUCUGAUGUCGUGGCUCAUCUGGAAGGAGUCAAGAUCGAGCAGCUUGGCGAAGAUGAAGUCUUCGUCUCUGGAGUCAAGGGGCUGCCACCUCCAGAUACAACAAAAGUCGGAAUCUCCGGCUUCGCAGGCUGGCAGGCUGAGUACCACAUCUACCUCUGUGGUCUCGACAUCGACGAGAAAUGCAAGUUCGCCGAAGACCAGAUCAAAUAUGAACUUGGAGAGGAGAGGCUGAAUAAGUUCUCCUGUCUAAAGUUCACGCGAAACGGCGAUUCACCCAUCGAUGCAAGAAAUCAGGACAUCGCCACAGUAGACUUCCGCAUCUUCGCCCAAUCGAAAGAUCGUCAACUCCUCAGCAUGAGAAAUCCCGAAGGCUUCUUUCGAAUCUCCAUGGUCAACUUCCUCAUGUCAUGUCCCGGCGCCACUUUGAGCAACGAUAUGCGACAAGCCGAAGGAAAGCCUUUCUACGAAUACUGGCCGGCACUUCUCCCUCAAACCUGGGUGAAGCAUCAAGCACAUCUCCUUUUCGAGCCCGAAGCUGGGAAACAAAAAGUCAUAGAUAUUCCACCUCCUACUCUGACCGAGAAGCACAAGCGUCAACAGCCAUCCUACGAAACUUCUAAUCCCGCAAAGCUUUCUGCCCUUGGCGAGACCGUGCGUGCCCCUCUGGGUACUAUUGUUCUCGGUCGAAGCGGUGACAAAGCCAGUGAUUGCAAUGUCGGCUUCUUCGUGCGCCCGUCACCAAACGAUGAGCUUUGGGAGUGGUUGCGCACAAUUCUCACUGUUGAGAAGAUCAAGGAGUUACUUGGUCCAGAGGAGAUUCACAAAUUUGGCAAGGCGGAAUUGAGGUACUUGAGGGCGAAGACUGUGGAUAUCCCGAAGAAGUUCUUGGAGUAUGCCAGAAUCUGA
Molecule: messenger RNA, 1755 nt
Organism: Pseudocercospora fijiensis CIRAD86
Lineage: Eukaryota; Fungi; Ascomycota; Dothideomycetes; Mycosphaerellales; Mycosphaerellaceae
Exons: 3
Coding region: 1-1755 (584 amino acids)
Source: RefSeq, a predicted model, not a curated record